Messenger RNA from Quercus robur (English oak), 3022 nucleotides. Its product is annotated as LEAF RUST 10 DISEASE-RESISTANCE LOCUS RECEPTOR-LIKE PROTEIN KINASE-like 1.1. Gene Ontology annotation, biological process: protein phosphorylation. The record is from RefSeq and is a predicted model, not a curated record. Gene Ontology annotation, molecular function: ATP binding; protein kinase activity. Bases 973 to 2943 code for a protein of 656 amino acids. Lineage: Eukaryota; Viridiplantae; Streptophyta; Magnoliopsida; Fagales; Fagaceae. The transcript is spliced from 4 exons.
UGAAACCUUCUAUCAAUUAAACACCACUGUUCUGUUUAAAAGUUAAAACCAUAUUCAUACCUAGCUGUAGUUCGCUAGUAAACGUUAAAUAUAAAAAUUUAAGAUACAUCAGAGAAUCGAAUAAGGCACAACCAGAAAAGAAUGGCUAGAAUUGUGGAAAAAAUUCUGGCCAUAAAAUUUACGACCUCCCCAUAAUUGUGUUCCUUUGUCAAUUCGAAUUUCUAUGAAUUUGUAUACCCGUCUCCUACUUCACUCCCAAAUAGGUUCAAUUCUAUGCCCUAGUUCUCACCAGGUCAAGAUUUUUGAAAGAUUUCAAAGGCUUUUUCUUGUUUGAACAUUGAACAGGUUUAAAUUUUUUAUUUUUUUUAAUUUUCCAACAAGAAUAUUGUAAACUUUUUCAAAGUCUUUGGACCACGUAACAAACCUUUUGUUUGAUACUGAGAAAGAAGGUAAAUGCAAACAUUACCACUAUGUUACUAAAUUCUUCACCCUUAGAACUUAAAAAAGUAUACACGUGAAUUAGAGGUCCAACGCAUCUUUCAUGAGUUCUUUUAUCUUUUUUGGUUUUCGUCGUCACCCAGAGUUGACAAUUCAAAACUGCUGCAAAGAUUUCCAUAACAAAUUAUGAGUGCUUAGAGAUUUUUAAUUGAUCAAGGAGUUAGGUCUUUCUAGUGCUGGUCAUUUGUCAAUAAGGAAAGAUGAGUAUGAAACUCCCCUCAGUGGAGUCUCUGGCCGUGAUGUACAAACCAUGUUUCAGAUGGGUACCCCACCCUGCACUCAUUCUGCUUGUUUUCACAAGUCUUCCAUAUUCAAUUUCCAAGUCAACUACCAUGUCAAACAAAGUGACUACAUAUUAUAUAUUGAAGAAAGGAGAAAAGAAAUGAUACAAACACUCCGUUUCAAUUUAGAGUAAUAGUCUAAUAUACUCUUGCUGGUGAUAAUUGGUUUUGCUUGUGAACCAGAAAUUUUUCGAUGGCUUCUGUCCCUCUGUUUGUAUUCUUUCUUCUCUCACAACUUGUGUUGCUUCACUCAGCCGAUGGGAAUAGGAAGCACCGAAAUUGUGCAUCCUCUCAUUGUGAAAAAUUCGGCAGCCUCAGCUUCCCAUUCACCAAUAGCACAAACUCAUAUUGUGGUUUAUGCCCAGUAGAUUGUGACGAAACAACUCCGAUGAUCCAACUGGGGAGAGAUGGAAGAUCAUAUGAUGUCAUAAACAUCUCUCAGUCUAACACCAGUUAUGCCACCAUACGUGUCAAGGAUCAAGUGCUUCAGGAGCACUUAAAAUUCCGUAGAUGCAAAUUGUUAAAAACUUUAACUUUUCCCAACUCUAGCUCUAUCUCUUUUGAAGUCACCAGUCCCAAUCAGACUCUGUUCAAAUGCAAACACACUCUCAAUCUUACUUGCCCUAGAAAUUUUAAAAAUACAAGCUGCAAUGACUAUAAUAUCUACUAUAGUCAUUCCAAUCAUACUUCUCCAAGUUUUCCUCCUGAAUGUUCAAUUAUUCAGCUCCCAAAAAAUGAGACUUCACCUGCUGAUGCUGACCUAUAUGCACUCUUGACUGCUGAUUUCAACCUUGAAGUGCAUGUGUCUCGUGAUUGUAUUAGCUGUUAUAAUAGAGGAGGUCGAUGUGAGCAACACGAUGAGGGAAAAUUUCAUUGUCAUUUGAAAGGGAAUAACAAAAGGAAAGGACUGAUAGCAUUAGCUUUAGGUAUUGGAUGCCAAGCAAUCAUAAUUUGCUUGCUCUUUGUUAUGUGGCAUCAUUACAAGAAAAAACAUGCUUCUUCAGAAUUGCUGCGAAGGAAUACCUAUUCUGGUACAUUCUCAAAAUCAGACCUGGAAGUGGGGAGUAUCUACUUUGGAGUCCCUGUCUUCUCCUACAGUGAACUUGAAGAAGCCACCAAUAAUUUUGAUCUUGAAAAAGAACUGGGAGAUGGAGGGUUUGGGACUGUCUAUCACGGCAAACUACAUGAUGGGAGGGAAGUUGCAGUCAAGCGCCUAUAUGAGCACAACUACAGACGAGUAGAACAAUUCAUGAAUGAAGUAAAGAUCCUAACACGCUUGCACCACAAAAAUCUUGUUUCCCUUUAUGGGUGUACUUCAUGUCACAGCCGUGAACUUCUUCUUGUGUAUGAAUACAUUCCCAAUGGCACUGUUGCUGAUCAUAUUCAUGGCCAUCGAGCUACACCAGGUUCACUCACAUGGCCAACUCGUAUGAGCAUUGCCAUAGAAACAGCUAGUGCAUUGGCUUACCUCCAUGCUUCUGACAUCAUACAUCGUGACAUAAAGACUAACAACAUUCUCCUUGAUGACAAUUUCUGUGUCAAAGUUGCAGAUUUUGGGCUUUCUCGAUUGUUCCCCAAUGAUGUCACCCAUGUCUCAACAGCUCCUCAAGGGACUCCGGGUUACAUGGACCCAGAAUAUCACCAAUGCUAUCAGCUUACUAGUAAAAGUGAUGUUUACAGCUUUGGAGUUGUCCUCAUUGAGCUCAUAUCAUCUCUGCCGGCUGUAGAUUUGGCUAGGCAUAGGCUAGAAAUUAAUUUGGCUAACUUAGCCAUUAACAAGAUUGAAAAGUGUGCAUUCCAUGAGCUGGUCGAUCCACAUCUUGGAUUUGAGUCAGAUAAUGAAGUUAAAAGGAUGACAAUUUUGAUUUCAAAGUUGGCUUUUCAAUGUAUACAACAGGACAAGGAAAUGCGACCUUCCAUGUAUGAGGUUUUUGAGGCUUUAAAGAAGAUUCAAAGUGGUGAGGAUGCACUGGAUGUUCAAGAAAAUGCAUAUAUUGAUGCUGAGAUCUUAGAUGUUCAGCAGCCAACUUCACUAGAUUGUUAUGAGGUUGGAUUGUUGAAGAAUAAGCAGCUGCCACCUUCACCAUAUGCUGUGACCGAUAAUUGGACUCUUAGGUCUACUACGCUUAAUGUCAGUGGUUUAAUUUCUUCUCCAUGGUGUUAACUUUUCAAGAGAUGAUAAGAUUAUGUUGGCACUCAAAAUCACUUGAACAUGUGUGAGUUGAAAUUUCAUUUUCUUCCCA